This is a messenger RNA of Laetiporus sulphureus 93-53, 2269 nucleotides long. RefSeq lists its product as uncharacterized. The record is from RefSeq and is a predicted model, not a curated record. The transcript is spliced from 15 exons. NCBI's taxonomy places the organism in Eukaryota, Fungi, Basidiomycota, Agaricomycetes, Polyporales, Laetiporaceae. Gene Ontology annotation, molecular function: FAD binding. The coding region runs from base 334 to 2151 and encodes 605 amino acids.
CUCAUGGUGACAUCCGACUUGCACUUCGCCGCGCUAGCAGCACCGGGAUCACGUCUGAUGAUGUCGCUGCAAGUGGUUAACUUGUUCCCAAGCAAUUCAAAUGACACCAUUCACCCAAGGAGCAUCAGCCCUUACGCUUCACUCUGCUCCCGACCGCUUGCAACGCCGGCAGGGAACGAAUGUUGUUUCCGUCAUCGGCACCGACGCACUUCAUCUUUGAGCACAUAGAGCACAUCGGCUAACGUUAACCUGCACGAGUAUUAAAGACGAUGCUUAGGUGCCCAACAGACAUAACGUAGCCCCCCCCCCCCCAAGCUCGUCUUGCAUCUCACAAUGCCCGUCCCUCUGACCAAGGAAAGCGACGUCGAUGUUCUAAUCAUCGGUGCUGGCCCCGCUGGACUGAUGUGCGCCAACGCCCUGGCUAAGGCCGGAGUGGACGUCAGGAUUAUAGACCAAAGGCCGAAGAAAGUAGCAGCAGGCCAGGCGGACGGCAUUCAGCCCCGGACGAUCGAAGUGUUCCAGAGCUAUGGUCUUGCCGAUCGUCUGUUACGUGAGGGGAACCAGAUGCAUAUGGGUGCAUUCUAUAAUCCAAGCAUAGACGGUGGAAUCGAGUGCACCAAACGAGUGCCAGUCGUCAACGUUCCCAGUGCUCGGUAUCCAUUCAUGGUCACGCUGCAUCAAGGGGCGAUCGAGGCGAUAUUCUUGGACUCAAUGACCUCCUUGGGCAUUCAAGUCGAGAGACCUGUCGUGCCGACUUCCAUUGAGCUGUCUCAGGACGAUGCAGUCCUGAAAGAUCCUAGUAUGCACGCGGUGAAGGUGGUGCUCAAGCAUCUAGACGUUCCUGAAGGCAAGCCUGACACUGAAAUUGUUCAUGCGAAGUUUGUUGUCGGUGCAGAUGGCGCGCACUCGUGGGUCCGCAAAAGCUUCGGCAUUGCGAUGGAGGGAGAGCAAACUGACUAUAUAUGGGGCGCGCUGGACAUAAUUCCCGAGACCGACUUCUCUGACAUACGCAGUUUGUGUGUGAUUCAUUCCAAUAAUGGCUCGUGCUUGGUCAUUCCGCGCGAAGGGGACAUCGUGCGUCUGUACAUUCAACUAGCAGAAACGGACGCUGUGGAUGUCCAGACGGGGCGAGUAGACAAAAAUAAUAUGGGGCCGGAGAGGCUGCUUGAAGUCGCCAGGAAGUCAUUCCAUCCAUAUUCAAUAUCGACAUUGCAUGACGUCCAAUGGUGGACGAUGUAUAUCAUUGGGCAACGUGUGGCCUCUCGCUUCUCGGUGAACGAGAGGGUGUUCAUCGCCGGUGAUGCAUGCCAUACGCACUCUCCGAAGGGUGGCCAGGGCAUGAAUGCCAGCAUGAACGAUUCUCACAACCUAGCUUGGAAACUCGCACAUGUCCUCCGUGGCUGGUCUGACAUAUCUCUUCUCCAAACUUACGAGUUCGAGCGUCGCAAGUUUGCACAAGACUUGAUCGACUUCGAUAAAAAGUGGUCCGGUCUUUUGUCUGGCAAGUCCAGGACGGAGUUACCUCAAGAUGGCGUGAUGCACCAAGAAUUCGUAGAAGCCUUUCAGGCCACCAGCCUAUUCAAAACCGGGCUCGGCAUCCACUAUCUCCCGUCGGCGGUGGUGCACACUCAGCAUCAGGCCUACGCAAGCAAUCUCAUCAUCGGACAGCGCAUGCUACCCCACGUCUUCGUGAGAGUGGCAGAUGCCCGGCCCUACGAGAUUCAGGAUCUUCUCCCGGCAGACACACGCUUCAAGAUCAUCGUGUUCACCGGAGACGCUCGCGAUAAAUCCCAACUCGACCGCGUGACGAAGCUCGCCGCAGACUUGGAGCAGCCGAAGGCUUUCCUCAACCGCUUCUCGAAAGGGAACAUCGCCAGCGUCUUUGAUAUCCUGUGCAUCAGUGCCGCUAAGAAAGGAUCUCUGAAAUAUACCGACCUUCCGGCAUUGCUGCGGUCGCAUUGGUCAAAGGCUUUAAUGGACGACAUGGACAUGUAUGGACGAGCAGGCGGUGGAGGGUACGAGAAGUAUGGUAUCGAUUCCCGAGGGGUGAUCGUCGUCGUAAGGCCGGAUGGUUACGUUGGCAUGGUUGCCCCCUUCGAGGAGCUCGAGGAUAUAGCUUCUUAUUUCGCCUCGUUCAUGCAUGUCGCGUAGUGCGUCCGCGACGACAUAGAUCGCUACUGUUUAGAAGUCCUUGGCUCGGAUCUUGUCAUUGAUACGAAUUUAUCUCCUUGCAGCUGUAGCGAAAAUGUCCUCGCCAAAAUGGGGCUAG